This is a messenger RNA of Acanthaster planci (crown-of-thorns starfish), 6000 nucleotides long. It is a transcript of the gene tpp2, whose product is annotated as tripeptidyl peptidase 2. Gene Ontology annotation, molecular function: tripeptidyl-peptidase activity; serine-type endopeptidase activity. Gene Ontology annotation, biological process: proteolysis. Gene Ontology annotation, cellular component: cytosol. The record is from RefSeq and is a predicted model, not a curated record. Lineage: Eukaryota; Metazoa; Echinodermata; Asteroidea; Valvatida; Acanthasteridae.
UCAUAAGUGAGGAAACCAGCCAAUAUGUAUACGAUCGUACGGUGUACUAAUGACUUGUACAUCCACUUAAGCUUGAUGCCUACGAAAAAUCAACUGGAUUUUGCAGGUUUUUCCCCAUACCUCCAUGGCGUCGUCACUUGUCGACGACAGUUUUCCCGUAGCUGGGUUGCUACCAAAGAAGGAGACAGGAGCUUUGACAUUUCUGUCCAAAUACCCAGAUUUUGAUGGAAGGGGAGUUACAAUUGCCAUACUCGAUACGGGCGUCGACCCAGGAGCACCAGGUUUACAGAUAACUACACAUGGGCUUCCAAAGGUUGUGGACAUCAUUGAUACAACAGGAAGUGGUGAUGUUAACACGUCAACAGUUGUUGAGGCAAAAGAUGGUGAAAUCACAGGGCUUACAGGAAGAAAACUCAAGAUCCCACCGAGUUGGCAGAACCCAACGAAUCGAUACCACAUAGGUGUAAAGAAUGCCUACGAGCUAUACCCCAAGCAACUGAAAGAAAGGAUACAAAAAGAGCGAAGAGAGAAGUUAUGGGAUCCUCUGCACAGAGUAGCACUGGCUGAAGCUAUUAGAAAGUUGGAUGCCUUUGACAAUGCUCAUCCACAUCCUACAAAACAGGAAGAGAAGCUGACUCGUGAAGAUUUAUCUGCACAAGUUGAUAUAUUAACCACAGCUGAUAAAAAAUUCAGUGACCCCGGUCCUGUCUAUGACUGUGUUGUCUUCCAUGAUGGAGAAACUUGGAGAGCCGUGGUUGAUACCUCAGAGACCGGCGACCUAGCUUCAUGUGUGGUGCUGACAAGCUUUAAGGAGUCCCAACAAUAUGCUGCAUUCACAUUAGCAGACAUGCUAAAUUACUCCAUCAAUGUGUACGAAGAUGGUAGCGUGUUAAGCAUUGUUACCAACGCCGGUUCCCAUGGAACCCAUGUUGCGUGUAUAGCAGCUGCUUAUUUUCCUGAUGAACCUGACAAGAAUGGAAUUGCUCCAGGUGCUCAGAUAUUGGUUAUAAAGAUCGGUGAUUCCAGGCUCGGCUCCAUGGAAACAGGAAGUUCAUUAGUAAGAGCUAUGAUAGCUGUAAUGGAACACAAGGCUGACCUGGUGAAUUUUAGUUAUGGAGAAGCAGCACAUUGGCCUAACUCAGGACGUGUAUGCAACAUCAUCACUGAAGCUGUUAAUGACCAUGGUGUUAUCUUUGUUUCAUCGGCUGGGAAUAAUGGUCCAGCAUUGUCAACAGUUGGUUGUCCAGGUGGAACCACAUCAAGUGUCAUAGGUGUUGGUGCAUAUGUCUCACCAGAAAUGAUGGUUGCUGAAUAUUCAUUAAGAGAGCGUUUACCUGGCAUGGCUUAUACUUGGUCAUCCAGAGGUCCAAGUGUGGAUGGUGACCUUGGAGUAAGUAUUACAGCUCCAGGAGGUGCUAUAACCUCCGUGCCAAACUGGACCUUAAGAGGGUCACAGCUUAUGAAUGGAACCUCAAUGUCUUCCCCAAAUGCCUGUGGAGGAAUUGCAUUGAUCCUGUCAGGUCUGAAGGCAGAGAAGAUUUCCUACACUCCUCACUGCAUUCGCAGGGCCUUAGAGAACACUGCUCUCAGUGUUGAGAGGGUAGAGAUAUUUGCACAGGGUUAUGGUCUCAUACAGGUUGAAAAGGCAUUUGAGCAUCUUGUAAGCUUCUCUGAUUGUCCAACGUGCAAUCUAAGGUUCUCCAUUUCAACUGGUUCUAAAAGAGGAAUCUAUAUCAGGGGAACAAAACAAUCAGAGAAACCUCGAGAAUGCAACGUCACCAUAGAGCCAAAAUAUGGAGAUGAUAUCGGUGCUCAGGAGAAGAUUUCAUUCACCAUGCAGACAACGCUAGUGUGUGAAGCAUCUUGGGUAUCUAAUCCAUCCCAUCUAGCGUUAAUGAAUGCUUCUCGUGCUGUAUCUAUACGAGUUGAUCCGAGAGGGCUUAGUGAAGGGGUUCACUAUACUGAGGUUCAGUGCUUCGACACAGCUAAUCCACACAAAGGACCUUUAUUCAGGAUACCAAUUACUGUAGUAAAGCCACUACAAACAAGCAAACAGUAUGAGCUGACUUGGAGUGAGAUAGAGUUCAAGCCAGGUCAGAUCAGAAGAAGCUUUAUUCAGGUACCAGAAGGUGCUACGUGGGCAGAGUUAACUGUGACAUCUCUGGACCCAGAACAAAGUUCUAAAAUUGUACUUCACUGCAUUCAACUAGAAGAUCACAUGGCUUAUAGAAGCAACGAAUUCUACAAAUUCUUCCAGCUGCAGGAGUUAGGGCAGUCAACAUAUCCAUUCUCUGUCAGAGGUGGAUUAAUACUAGAUCUGGUUGUUGCUAAGUGGUGGGCAAGCCUUGGCAACACUAAGAUCACCUACAGUAUAUCCUUCCACAGUCUAGACAUGAACCAAAAGAUGAUUCAGAUGCAUGCAGCUAAUGGUGUCUAUCGUUUUGACGUCCGAUCUCAUUUGAAAAUUGAGGAAGUCUCACCAACAAUCACCAUAAAAAACUGUGUACAACCGCUCAGGCCCAAUGAUUGUAAGAUAAAUCCUCUAGGAGCAAGGGAUGUUCUUCCUAAUGGCAGACAGAUAUAUGAGAUAGUCCUAACCUACAACUUCCACCAGAGCAAGACUUCCGAGAUUACUCCCAACUGUCCAUUACUGAGCGACCUUCUAUAUGAGUCGGAGUAUGAGAGCCAAUUGUGGUUGUUGUUUGAUAACAACAAGCAGUAUAUGGGAGCAGGAGAUGCUUAUCCUAAUCAGUACACAAUCAAACUAGACAAAGGAGACUACACCAUUCGGCUUCAAGUACGUCAUGAGCACAAAGAUCUCCUGGAGAAACUUAAAGACAUGGUUAUGUUAAUAGAUCAGAAACUCUCCUCAAGUCUUAAUGUGGACUGCUAUCAGACCAUGUCUAAUGCACUCAAUGGCAAGAGUAAAUUCAACACGGUAACAGUACAAUCUGGAGAUUCUGUGGCUGUGUUUGUCCCACCGGUAUCUGACGACAAACUACCAAAAGGAGCCUCACUGGGUCAAAUGUUGACGGGAACUAUCACUCUAGCCAAGCAUGAACCGGGCAAAACGGGUCGGAGAAAGAAGGGUCAUAUGGCAGGCUGUGUGAGUGAUGGAAAGAGAAAUCUUGGUCCCAGGCCUGACAGCUAUCCUUUCAUCUAUGUCCUCACACAGACACCUCACAAGCCUCAUGUCACUAAAACAGAAAAAGCCAAAGAAAAAACCAAAGAAGAGGAAUUUCAGGAGGCACUGCGAGACUUCAAGAUCUCAUGGAUCACAAAGUUGGAAAGUGACACUUUGUACCAAGAACUGCUAGCGAGUUACCCCAAUCAUCUCCCGUUACAUGUCACGCAAGUAACAGCCAAGGAUUCCCACAAGGAUCGGAAUAAGAUGUUGCCUGAGAUAGUACAACUUGCUGAUAAGGUGGUCUCCCUCAUUGACCAGUCGGCAUUAGCAAGUUACUUUGCAAUGAAGACUGAUACAAGACCAGAUGCUCAGUCAUUCAAGGUUGAGAAUGAAAAACUGAAGGCAUAUUUGAUUAACUGCCUGGUCAUCAAAGGUUGUGCUCUGGCUGAUAGAAUACUUGCCAUCAGAGCAGAAGGUGAAACCACAUCAGAAGAAGAAACAAAACUCCUAGAGCAAAUGAAUCAAACCUUCAAUGAUGUACAAAAGUGGGCAGAGUCAGAAGAGAAGAAGGUAGGCACACGGAAGAAGGUGCUUCCAUUUACAGUGAAGUUUGCUCAAGUACGCAACUACUACGGGCGUCAGCUGAAAGGAUUAAUAAAGCUAAAUGAUGAUUCCAGGCCAAGCAAGGAAUCAGACAGGAAAGCUAUAGAGGUUUACAAGAAGCUAGGCUGGGAUCACUUGGUGCGUCAUACAGAAAACAGCAUACCUGUCAAGUACCCUCCUCACUAUAUCCCAUUCUAGGUUUGAAUUAUACGUUGUUAUGCAGACACCUGUCUGUCCAUCUAGUAUCCUCCCCACUGUGAGCCAUUAUAAACUUGGUAAAUGCAUUGAAAAGAGUCAGUGAUGCCUCCCACAUGCACAGACAAGAAGUCUAACUUCUGGUUUUCUCAAGCAACAGCAAAUUGUACUGUCGUUGUCCCAUGAUUUUGUAGUUUCAUACUCUGCUCCUACUUUCCAGCAUAAUGAGUGCUGAGCGCCAACCCCUGACACUGUGUACUUAUUCUUCCAAGUUGCAUGCAGAAAAGAAGCUGUUUUUCCAAGAGAUACAUUCAAGACGUCAAACUCUAGCGCUGCACAUACUCUCAGGAGCAGUUCGUUUUCAGAAAGAAAAAUCAAGAUGGCCCUUUUGUAUUUGGUAGAUUUGUAAGAUUCUUCUAGAUUCCUUUCUUGUAUUUUCCUUUGUAAGUGUAAGUGUAAUUUUUUCCCCCAACUUCCUGCUUGUAGUCUGUUCAAGGGGUCUGCUUGAUAUGCAAGCAAGCUUACUAUGCAGUUUGUAUCAAUUUAAAUCAAAGGUCAUGGUGUAUGAAUAAUACAUUUUUUCUGUUGAAUGAGUCAGAUCAGUGUCAUUUCUAAGCAACUUAUUCUUCAACAAAAACUCUGUCUAAUCCUUACAUCCUGAGAAGUCUGUAUUAUUGACUCCUUUUAAACAAUGUGUAAGAUGAUACCAGUGAAUGAUAACCAUUACACUCAAAAAAGGGGGACAAAUUCUGAGGGGAUGUCUAAACUCUGCAAAGACACCACUCUGAGAGAUAAAGCUCCUACUACACGUGCAUGUAUUACAUACAACAUCGGAGAAUUUGAGUGAUCUCUUUUGAUCAUAACAGUACACAGUAUACGUUUUAUACUGUAUUUUAUGAAAUAGAUUAUGUGAUUGUGAUCAUUAAUGAUGUUAAUACAAUGUCUGAAGUGCUAAAUUUGUGAAUUUUGACUUAGUGGAGUCCAUGUGUCUUAGUGUUUGCAUUGUUUAAUAUCAAGUUGACUUGCAGGCAAUUGAUGCAAAAACUCAUAGUUUUACAAACUCAAUGCAUAUUUCAGCACGUGUGUACAUGCACAAAACACAGACUCUGUAAUAGUGCCUUUACGCUACGUAAGUACCUCAAAUCUCAUCCUUGUCAGCAAAGCCACAAAGCUAGUUUUCAGACCAUCUGUAUUAAGUGAGCAAGAAUUCUCAUUUUAAAAAGAGGAUCAUAUUGUUUUAAUUUUUAGCAGUAUUUUUAGUCAUUGUAAUUCUGUUGGUUGGUACCAUUGAAGUCCAAUGCUGAUUUGAUGUAUUUUAACUUUGAACCUUACAAAGUAUUGGAAUGUUGAUUUUCAGGUGUUUACUCAAAAAUAAUUUUACUGUUGAAAAUCUUGGAAGGUAAACAACAAAAGAGUGAGUUACACAACAAAAUUGCUCGGAGAUGUUAAAAGAUAUCAGCAAAAAAUCAAACAAAAAUACGUCUUGCGUUGUGGCUGUCAAGCCAUUUUUACUUAGCAGAAUAUUUCUAUAUUCAGUGGCUCAAUGGAAUGAGUGCCAGGACACUUCCUUGUGAUUCAUUUCAGAAAUUCACAGUCCAGUUGGAAAAGUGACUAGUUAAGGAGAAUGUUGCAUCUAAAAGAAGAAAACUUUUUCUACCUCAAAUGUCAUCUAAGUGCAUUUUAGUAAGUGUACACGUAAGGCUCCUAAAUCAAUGUAUUUUAACAGCUUUAAAAGGACAGUGUAACUUUCAGAAAAAGAGCUUAAGAAUGAUGAAAUAUUCUGUGAAAAGUUGUGGAAAGCAAAGUUGGAACCAUUCAGGGAUCAUUACUAUAUUCAGAAGAAAAUAAUGAUCACAAAAAUGGUCAAGUUUUGUAGAGCAGCAUUGGUGUCAUACAUGUAGUUAAAAAAUCUGGUCAGAGCAUAUUCAGGUAACAGUUGUAACUUUUAUAAUGAAUUUGUAGUGUGGAUGUAAUAAAAAUUGCUUUAGACUAUUGGAGAUGCAUUGCUAGUUUGGGUUGUUUAUUUUUUAGUGUGUAACGUAUCCAUGGUAACAAUUAAAACAGAUUUUAAAGCA